AUGCAUAGGGGUCACCCAAAGGGCCCCUACUAUGUGCAGAAUGAGACGGUGCAUUUCGCGAGGAAGCACAAAGCCGAUGAUGGGCUCGAGUUUAAUCGUGAUGAGAUCAAAUUCGAGCCAGCGAAAAUCGUGCCUGCUCACGAGUUACUCGAGAAAAUGAAACAAAGAAAGAUUGAGGUCGAAGUGCAUCCAGAUGAUCGAAAACAAGAUGAUGAUUAUGUGAACGAGAAACAGGAUCCCGAUGAAAAGGAUUACAAACAACAU
Molecule: messenger RNA, 264 nt
Organism: Mesorhabditis belari
Lineage: Eukaryota; Metazoa; Nematoda; Chromadorea; Rhabditida; Rhabditidae
Source: the annotation of a GenBank genome assembly